Messenger RNA from Bombus pascuorum, 1971 nucleotides. Its product is annotated as scaffold protein salvador-like. The transcript is spliced from 7 exons. The record is from RefSeq and is a predicted model, not a curated record. Gene Ontology annotation, molecular function: molecular adaptor activity; protein binding. Gene Ontology annotation, biological process: apoptotic process; hippo signaling; regulation of cell population proliferation. The coding region runs from base 771 to 1919 and encodes 382 amino acids. NCBI's taxonomy places the organism in Eukaryota, Metazoa, Arthropoda, Insecta, Hymenoptera, Apidae.
UCUUGUAAACAAAUGAUUACUUGACUAAGUUAUUUUGUUGCAUAAUAUAGUAUUAACACAUUGAGAUAGGUUAUGGAAAUAAAUUAUUUUCAAAUAAAAAUAGAAUAUAGUACAUAGAGAGGUAGAAUAAGAAAGGAAAAGACAUAGUACACAGUUUUCACACUUAUUGUGUACUAUAUAUCAAUACAAAUAGGAAAAGAAAUUUUUAAGUUAUUUAUUAAAUGAAUUACAAAUUAUUUUUGUUGUUACUAGCUUAUUGAUUUAUGAAAUUCAAUUGACUCUUAGUUUCUAAAGAAAAAAUUCAUAUUUUAAAAAUAUGUCAUAUUGACAAUUUGUUAAUAGAUAAACAAGAUCGACUGCUGUAAAUAAUUUUGGAACUAUUAAAAUACAAUUAAUAUUUUUCAAAAUUUUUAGAAUUUUUAACGGAGUUAACAAAGAACUAAUUGAUAACAAAAAGAAAUGAGAGGAAGUUUAAUGUCUAAAUCAUUGAUAUACCUAACACGCUGUCAAUGUACUCGGUUUUUAUGAACGUUCGUAAUGUGAAGGAAAAGACACAUUUAUAUGUCAAGUACGCGAUUUAGUUUUACCUAUCUCAACUCACUAUUAAAACAAAUUUGUACGAACGUGUAAAAUGGAUUUUUUAUUUUUGAGCACACAGUUAUAUGCUCGAAAUACACUUCCAUUAGUUUUAUGAAUAUAAUAUCGUAUCUGUAGGUUAUAAAUACCGAAAAUUUAUCUAUUUGUCGUUCGAUCAAAUAUUUAUUCCCAUUAUGUUAUCUCGAAAAAAUAAGGAUUUAAGAACAAUAAAAGAGGGAGUUGUUGGUAAAUAUGUUAAAAAGGAAACUCCACCUGAAAUGCCAAUUAUUAAUGUAUGGACAACAGAACCAAAUAGAAGGACAAGGAAUCGCAAUAAUCAUCCAGCUAUUCCUACAUCCAUGUCUAUCCCACAACAACCCAGCAUGGUACAAAAGUUUGGAAAUACUAAGACAACAAUGAGUGCAGUAGGUUUAGGAAGUCACGAAGGAAAGUAUACUCCCAAUAGUUCUGUCCCAGAUUUAGCUCAAAGAUUUGCCAGUCUUUCUGUCAAUACUAGUACAAGAGAUGGGAUGUCAUCUCGUACUGCAACUCCGAUGUAUCAUUCUGGACUCUCACCUGCCAUAUCUCAUACUUAUGUUAAUCAGUAUGCUGGAUCUGAAUAUCAUUUAGAUCGGGUUCAAACGCCACAGAUGCCUUAUAAGCCAUUUGACAUUGAUUCAGGUUAUGACGACUAUAAUCAUUCUGCAUAUCGUCACAACACAGGAUAUAGUCGUUGCCAUUCAGAAAGAUCAAGUUCUAGGAAUGAACAGCAAGAAGAACUUCCUUUGCCUCCUGGAUGGUCUGUGGAUUUCACUCUCAGAGGUCGAAAGUACUAUAUAGAUCAUAACACAAAAACCACUCAUUGGUCUCAUCCUCUUGAAAAAGAAGGCUUACCAACAGGCUGGGAAAGAAUUGAAUCGCCUGAAUAUGGUGUUUAUUACGUUAACCAUAUUACACGGCAAGCACAAUACGAACAUCCAUGUUAUCCUCAUGAGAUACAAGCAGUGCGCGUUGUAUCACCUCCACGCCACACACAUUUUCACUCUCACAGUGUUUUAGUUCCAGCUAACCCUUACCUUAAUGAAGAAAUACCUCAUUGGUUAUACGUAUACAGUAGGGCAUCGGUAGCAUUAGAUCGUAAAUUGCGAUGGGAACUUUUUCGUUUACCAGAACUUGAUUGCUUUAAUGCUAUGCUUACUAGAUUAUAUAAACAAGAAUUAGAAGAGGUAGUCAUGCGUUACGAAGAAUACAGGUCUGCUUUGUUAUGUGAGAUGGAACAAAGAUUAAAGGAAUUAAAUCCAGAAACUUCUGGAGCAGUUGCCUUGCGACAAUCUCUUCCUUAAUCAAAAGUAUUUGUAUAUUAUCAACGAUUUUCUGUAAUGUGAAUGAAAGGAA